GAGACUCCGGGCGAAGAUGGCGACAGUGAGGAAGGCUUUCCCACAGAGGCUGGUGGGCUUGGCGUCCCUCCGGGCUGCGAGCACCUCCUCCAUGGGCACCUUGCCGAAGCGGGUGAAGAUCGUGGAAGUCGGCCCCCGAGAUGGUCUGCAGAAUGAAAAGAGUAUCGUGCCGACGCCAGUGAAAAUCAAACUGAUAGACAUGCUAUCCGAAGCAGGGCUCCCGGUCAUCGAGGCCACCAGCUUUGUCUCUCCCAAGUGGGUGCCGCAGAUGGCUGACCACUCUGACGUCUUGAAGGGCAUUCAGAAGUUUCCCGGCAUCAACUACCCGGUCCUGACACCAAACAUGAAAGGCUUUGAGGAAGCGGUAGCUGCAGGUGCCAAGGAAGUGAGCAUCUUUGGGGCUGCGUCCGAGCUCUUCACCCGGAAGAAUGUGAACUGCUCUAUAGAGGAGAGUUUCCAGCGCUUUGAUGGGGUCAUGCAGGCCGCGAGGGCUGCCAGCAUCUCUGUGAGAGGGUAUGUCUCCUGUGCCCUCGGAUGUCCCUACGAGGGGAAGGUCUCCCCGGCUAAAGUUGCUGAGGUCGCCAAGAAGUUGUACUCAAUGGGCUGCUAUGAGAUCUCCCUUGGGGACACCAUUGGCGUAGGCACGCCAGGACUCAUGAAAGACAUGCUGACUGCUGUCCUGCAUGAAGUGCCUGUGGCCGCAUUGGCUGUCCACUGCCAUGACACCUAUGGCCAAGCUCUGGCCAACACGUUGGUGGCCCUGCAGAUGGGAGUGAGCGUUGUGGACUCCUCGGUGGCAGGACUCGGAGGCUGUCCCUAUGCAAAGGGGGCGUCAGGAAACUUGGCUACCGAGGACCUGGUCUACAUGCUGACUGGCUUAGGGAUUCACACGGGUGUGAACCUCCAGAAGCUCCUAGAAGCCGGGGACUUCAUCUGUCAAGCCCUGAACAGAAAAACCAGUUCCAAAGUGGCACAGGCCACCUGCAAACUCUGAGCCCCUUGUUCACCUAAACCGGAACUGUGGGAGUUGGGUGUACACAAUGAUUCCUGGAUGGGGAAAUGGAAUGAAGGCAAAUGAGCCGGCCUCACAGAGGUCCCUCUCCUACAUAGAAGGGCUAGAGCUGCCAGCACGCCCGGACCAGCUCCCCAGAGCUGCGUGCCUAAGCACUGCUUGGGCUGGCCCUGGGUGAGUCCACUAGCCAGCAGAGCUGACAUCCAUGUGCCACGACCGCGGGUCCCAUGUUCUACCUCUGAGGACAGCAGCGCCUUUGCUAAAAUGGUGGGCUCAAUCUGCUGCGGUGGCCGACUGCCAACUCCAGCGUCUCUGGGAAAUCUCUGUACGUGAUUCUUGAAAACAGCUUAUGUAAUUAAAGGUUUAAUUUUCUAAUAUC
Rattus norvegicus (Norway rat) is the source of this 1391-nucleotide messenger RNA. RefSeq names its product 3-hydroxy-3-methylglutaryl-CoA lyase (gene Hmgcl). NCBI's taxonomy places the organism in Eukaryota, Metazoa, Chordata, Mammalia, Rodentia, Muridae. Gene Ontology annotation, cellular component: peroxisome; mitochondrial matrix. The transcript is spliced from 9 exons. Gene Ontology annotation, molecular function: oxo-acid-lyase activity; catalytic activity; hydroxymethylglutaryl-CoA lyase activity. The record is from RefSeq and is marked provisional. Bases 17 to 994 code for a protein of 325 amino acids.